Rhodotorula toruloides NP11 is the source of this 222-nucleotide messenger RNA. Its product is annotated as zinc finger protein 706. The transcript has 5 exons. The record is from RefSeq and is a predicted model, not a curated record. Lineage: Eukaryota; Fungi; Basidiomycota; Microbotryomycetes; Sporidiobolales; Sporidiobolaceae. The coding region runs from base 1 to 222 and encodes 73 amino acids.
AUGGCGCGCGGAUUGCAGAAGAUUGAGGCUCAGCAGAAGGCGCAGGCGAAGAAGAACGCAGGUGGCAAGUCGAACUUGAAGGCGAGGGCGGCGGCGUUCAAGAUCGUCUGCCCUUCUUGCAAGCUCCCUCUGUCUGACUACAAGAACUUCAAGGAGCACUUCGAGUCCAAGCACCCGAAACUUCCCCUCCCCACCGAAGAGUCGCUCGCGCCGCCUGCAUGA